UACAUAUGAAUGGGGUUUGUUUUGAUCUUGAAAUGAGUGUCAAUACGGGACUUAUGGUGUGGUUUUCUUGAAAUCCACCCAGAUCCGUUUGUCAAUGAAACCAAUCCAAGUAAUGGCAACAGUAUUGAGAGCUGAGAUGCGAUCCAUCGACCAGGCAGGGCGAGUGACAUUCGCCAGCUUGAAUCAUUGACAGGCGGAGACCAACGGCAAGAUUGAAAUAUGCUGGAGGUUGCUGUACUGUCGUUGCUGUUGGGGGUAGCGCUGACCCUGGUUCUACAAUUUCUGUGGGUGAAGAGCAAGCUUGGUCAGCUGCCCUCCUUGCCCCCACCGGUCAAGGAACAGUUCCCUAAAGUUCAGAUUCCCCAAAGUCUGAAGGAGAAAUGCAGUCGAGAGGACCUGUCUCAUCAGAAGGAGCCAUGCCUCUGGUUCAACCUCGUCACUCACUUCCUGUUCCAAGAACUUCGUGACACACAGGAAGUUCGGAGGUGGCUGAUGAAGAAGAUGAACCUGGAGUUCGCUGAGCUGUUGCAGACGAUGUCGGGAAAGUUCGUCGACCAGAUCACUGUGCAGAACUUCAGUCUGGGCAACAACUUCCCGGUCGUCAACAACGUCAGCGUUCGGAAUGUCUCCAUCACCGAUGAUGGGACCGAGGAGCUGGACCUCGGUGUGGACAUCGACUAUGCAGGGGGCUUCCAGCUGGCAAUAGACAUCCUGCUGUUGUUCAACAAGUCUGCCUACCUGUCUGUGGUCGUGAAGAAACUGAAGGGGCCAGCUCGACUCCAGCUGACUCGGAAACCCUACACUCACUGGUCCUUCUCCUUCUGUGAGGAUCCUGAGGUGGAGUUUGAGGUGGAGUCCCAGUUCGAGGGGAAAGGAUUGCCCCAAAUAACAAACUUCAUAAUCAAUCAAAUAAGACGCAGUAUUAGAAAGAAGCACACCCUUCCUAACUUCAAGAUGCGCUUCAAACCGUUUUUUCUCCAACCCUCACUAACCCGUCCACUACGUGAGUUCCGUGUGAGUGGGCAGAAUAUCAGCGUUGGCCGACUUCGAGUUAGGAUAGAAUGCUCAAGACUACUUAAAACACCGAAAGAUGCCAAACUGUACUGUACAAUAUCUGUUGGUAAGUGUAAUUGGAAGGAGCUUGUGAACCGACAUCAGAGGGUCUGGGUGUCCCAUGAUGUGGAGGUCGCUAAGGGCACUGCUACGUCCAUCGGCAUGACAUUCAGAGAGGAGAAUCUGCUGGCCAGGUUUGAUCUGGUUGUCAUGGUGGACAGUGUUGCACCAGAGAGCCCGGCAUCAAUGGCAGACAUCAAGAAGAAUGAUGUGCUUGUUGCCGUGGGAACAACAAAGAUUACAUCCUGCAAGCAGGCUGCGAAGCUAAUGAGGAACGCUGGAGAGAGGUUUACAAUACGUCUUGAAAGGCCACAACUGAAGAUGUCACAAGAAGUCAAGUUCUUCGAGGAGACAUUACCUUACAAGGACACGGAGACAGAUGGCAUGGAAGAUGUGCAGUCCAACGAAGACAGCGAAGACUUCGUUCACAUCAGUUUCAAAAACACACAAGACUCGGACUCAAGCUCUGCUAAGUCUCUGAAACUGGACAAAGGGUCAAAUCUGUCUGUCCCUGCACAAAGUGACUUCCGACAGCGUGCCAAGACUUCCACGUCCCAACACUCAGCAGAGAGUAGUCCUAUUCGCCUCGGACAGCGCAAGUCAGAUCCACGACUUCAGUCAGGGGAGGGCACUUUGGGUGCCAGACUUGAUGGUUCUCCACGGCGGGAGAGAGCCGAGAGCGAUCCAGGGUUUGCUCCCAAGACCCUGGCUGAUGAUGUUGACAGUGUAAACAGUGGUGAUGUUGACAGCGAUAGUGAUGACGAUCUUUACAACGUACAGAAGAUUCCCGGAGGUGCCUGCAAUCCCAAGUGGAACAAGGAAGUGACCUUUGACCUUGGUGAACAACAACGCUACCUGAAUGUUUGUGUGCGCUGCAAGAUCCCUGAGAAGGUGGACAAGAGUGACCGGGUCAUUAAGGCCACAAGGGACCUGCUGCUCGGACACGUGAGUCUGCCGCUGUCUGACAUCACGCUGUACUGUCUGAUGACGAUGCAGGGGGACACACAACAGACUAUGUACCUGUUGCCAGGGGAGAUGAAAGCAGGAGCCAGUCGCCCCAAGUCGGAAAACUGGGCAAACCACCCAGGGUUUGAGCCAGACUUGUGUUACGGUGACAUCAAGCUCGGGUUCCACUUCACCCCACUCAAGUUAUCAGACCUGGACCGGUGCCGGAUCCCCAAAGAGUCAGUCGACCCCAGCGUUGUCGAGUGUCUCAGUGCCAAGGAGGCUGCUGUAGACGAUGUUGUCAGAGAUGUCCCACAGACCACCAAGCUUCCAUCUGAAGGUCUCCACAGUUUGACCUUGACCCAGUUUCAGUCGGCCACCUACUGCAACUUCUGCGGGAAGAAGAUCUGGAUGAAGACGGCUUACCAGUGCCGAACCUGUUCCAUGAUUUGCCACAAGAAAUGUGUCGACAAGUGUCAGAAUGAGACGCUUUGCACAAAGGAGGGUGCCAAGAAACGAAGCCAACCAACGGAGGAUUGGAAGACACCUGUGACAGUGCGGAAGAAAGUUUCUACUGAGGAGAGUCGAACUGGACGCCUCCUGAGCAAGUUCCGCACCAAGGACACGUCCAACCUGGUGCCUAAGUUAGAACAACAAUCAAAGAGCCCAAGUGCAAGCCCUGUGUUAAGUCGGAAGAUGACUGAUCAAGCCACAUCGCCUAAUCCUUCCCCACGCCCCUCUCCUCGACCCUCCCCUCGACCCUCUCCACGUCCCUCACCCCGCCCCAGCCCCACCCCACCUAGGAGGUUUCCAUUCUUCAAACAGGACCCAGACUCUACAAUGGAUGCACGCGAUGCAGCUGACAGUUCCUCGGAGUCGGAUGAGGAGAAGAAAAGUGUCCUGAAGAUGAUACAUGACCAGCAGACCAAGAUCAAAGGCAACAACUUAGACGAGACGGUCGUCACGGCUGCCAAACAGAUGGGUCGCGAACUGUUCGUGGAACUCCAGGUGGAGGAACGGAAGCAGAAGUUGGAUCAGAUGGUGUCCAAGCUGCAGCAGGAGAUCGACCAUGAGACAGACAACAAGGGCACCUUGUGCCGAGCAGCCAAGGAGACCACAGACCACAUCCAGCGCCGAUUCCUGGAGAAUCAAGUGAGCAAAUCUGACGAGAAGAUCGAGGCCAUGAUGAUGUUGCUGCUGCAUUACUGUGCCGGUCUACAGCACUGUCUCGAUGCUGAGGAGGAGGAGAGGCAGAAAGGGGGACAGCAAAGGGAGAUCACUCUGCAGGGGGAAGAAAGGGAAGCAACUACAGCAGAAGACAUAUCAGGGGAGGUUACUAGUUUAAGUGAGGACCAAGGGGCAGGGGCUCUACCCACAAACCCAUCGACCAAUGGAAAUGUGGAGGAUUUGGAUGAUGACGAAGAUGAUGAAAAUGAUGAGGAUGAUGAUGAUGAUGAUGAUGAUAAUGAUAAUUUGGAAGAAUUCAGACAAAUCAGGACACAGGGACCAGCUGAAGAAAUUGUGUGAAGAAAUGGCAGAAGAUUUUGUUUUGUUACCCAAUUAAGGUCUUUUUGCAAUAGCUGUAUAGUUGCCUCGGCAAGUACUUACAUGAAAUGUCUUAGGAUAUAUAGACAUAGCUGUUGGUAUCAGCAUAUCUAGAUCAGGUGCUUGUCUAGCUGAAAAAUCAGGUUACUUGUAAACUACAUCUGAUAGAAUAUUUGGCUGUUCAGAUUUCAUGUUUACAGGAUAGUCCUUUGUUUUCAUGUUUCCCUUGAGUGCAAGUUUAUGUUUUCUAUGCUGAUGUAAUGUGUGAAUAGUGUCGAACCGGUACUGUGUCGCUGAGACAAGGGAGAUAACUAGUGUGUGUACAAUAGAUAUGCAUCAUGGGAUGAGAAUAUUUUCUUACAUUUGUAAAUAUGGUGGACAGGUUUGAGGGCAACACGAAACUAACAUCACAUGUGCCAAUAUGUAAAUGGCAGACUGCAAAUCGUGCCACAAAGCAUUUAUCUUGUUGCGUGUAGAUGUAUCAAUACAUGGUUGAUGUAUGUCAAUGUUUCAGAUGUAUUCAUGGAUGUAUCUACAUUCAAAACACUUGUACUAUCUAACUAUUUAUCAGGAGAUAUUUAUUGAUCAUGUAUGGUUCUGCUAGACAUGAUCUUGGCCGUAUUGAGUUGCUGAUAUGUUGAAGAGUUAUAUUUGACGUGAUGAAGUCGUGAGGUGAACUGAUGAUCAAGAUGGAGUGGGAGAGACACGUUUCCUUCCCCGGGAAACAGAACUGCUGUGAUGUCUUGUCAGACUUCAGACUGUUGUCUUGUACAUGGUGUAACCAUUACUGACCGAACUCUAGCAUGGGUAGAUCCAACGUGACCUAGUGGUGGGCACCUCUAGGUGUGUGAAGUCUUUGAAUGUGUCCUGACCCUAACUGGGCCAUGUGUCCAGUCCAUCAAUUUUGUUCCUCUGUCUGGUAACUCAGUUCUGUGAUGUGUAACAUGUUAGUGUUGCCCUAAUUAGAUGGAGAAAAUAUUCCCCGGUUGACAAAGACUUUUGACAAUGUCAAGACCCAAGCUCCUCGCAGUGACAGCCCAGUUAAGGAUUUCUCAUAAUUAUUUUAAUGGCCACAUGGUGGCAGCAGUGAUACUGGGAGGAUGACAAGAAGUGUCACUCACUGGGAUGGACCUUGGUCUAGACCUAGACUGAAAAUAGACAGCAGACUGGUGAAUCCCUCUGUAAUAGGUGCUUUAUAGGUCAGUGACCUUAAGACAUCUGUGUCAACAUGACAUUUGUCAUUUCACGGUAGGUCACUGUGACCUACUUCCAAUGAGGAACAUAUUAUGACAUUCAGUACUGCCCGGCAUCACAGAGACAUCAGGUUUUAUUAAUCUACUUAAAAUCAUUUUGACUAUUUUUAUAUACUUAUCACUUAUAUUGAGGUUCAGUUUUAAAGUCAUUUGCAGGGUUAAGCACUUAAAGUAUAUCGCCAGUGAUUAAGCAACCCCCACGUAAAAGGUGACCCCUUGUACAAAUCUUUAAAAUCAGUGCUAUGUUAGGUGAGUUAGCUGAGAUUUCAGAGGUUAGAUAUAGAUAUGACGUCCCAUUACUCAAGUCUUACAUGAAGGUCACAGCCAAGGUUGAAUCAUGACAUGUACUUAUUCUCUCACGUUUACUCACAGAUGGAUACCAUGGAACCUUUGUACACAUCUCCUUAAACUUGUGGUGUUAUGUGAUUACGUUGAUCUAGCUGUGAGGUCCACCAUUACCUUAUUUAGACCACCAGUUUAUAUACAGGUGUUAUAAAUUUUGUCCCAGAAACAUAGCCUGUUUUAAACUGGAUAUUGACCUUGACCUUGUAAGUCAUAUAGAUAAUCAGGUAAUAAUUAUUUUACACGGCCUGUGAUGGAAUAUUGAGUAAAUCAAUAUAAUACAAGAGAUCAAUUAUCAUUGAAGCGCUAUAGCCAGGCAUGCAGAUAAUGAUUACUGAUUUCUAAUUACUUAUUCCAGAUGCCAGUUGCCUUCAUUACCUCUUUCUAGUUUCCUCAAGUUUGGGAUCUGGCAUCUGGAUGGAGGACGGGAUGGUCGAUAUUAAAGGUGUACAAAUGACUUAGUGUAAAAAUUGCAUUCACUGACACACACACUGACACACACACACACACACACACACACACACACACACACACACAC
This is a messenger RNA of Haliotis rubra (blacklip abalone), 5736 nucleotides long. Its product is annotated as PDZ domain-containing protein 8-like. Gene Ontology annotation, biological process: mitochondrial calcium ion homeostasis. Gene Ontology annotation, cellular component: mitochondria-associated endoplasmic reticulum membrane contact site. The record is from RefSeq and is a predicted model, not a curated record. Gene Ontology annotation, molecular function: lipid binding; protein binding. NCBI's taxonomy places the organism in Eukaryota, Metazoa, Mollusca, Gastropoda, Lepetellida, Haliotidae.